Molecule: messenger RNA, 2285 nt
Organism: Saccostrea echinata
Lineage: Eukaryota; Metazoa; Mollusca; Bivalvia; Ostreida; Ostreidae
Product: baculoviral IAP repeat-containing protein 2-like
Exons: 6
Coding region: 443-1420 (325 amino acids)
Biological process (GO): regulation of cell cycle
Cellular component (GO): cytoplasm; spindle microtubule; nucleus
Source: RefSeq, a predicted model, not a curated record
GGUGUAUCUCAUUUCGACAUGAGUAACGGGGAUGGGCGUUAAGUUGAGGGAGAGUCCACAGGUCAAGAUUUCUCGGAUAACGACUCGGUUCACGGACAAAACCUACGCACGGAAUUCCCUGACCCUGGGAAUGUCAAACUUUGUCGACGAUAUUCGGUUGAUGAAAAGUGAUCAACGACAUUUUAUUGUUGAUUGUGUCAUUGUCAUCGACGACGACAUUUGACUUUGAAAUCAUAAGUGAAAAAAAAAGUAUUUUUUAGAAUUUCUGUAGAACUUUCCCCUUAUAUAUUUAUUAUAUUUUAGUAGUUCUUAAGCUAUUUACAUUUAUCUGAUUCUGACAUAGAGCUAAUAAAAACUGAAAAGUAAUUAUCUGUCAAUAAAAGAAAAAUAAUAAAAUCCAAAACCACCAACACCAUUAACAACAAAAUUCAGGAAUCCUGAAAUGGUUACUCCUCAAGAGCUAAUGUAUUUGAAUGAGGCUGAUAAUCGCAGAGGGAUUGACGAAUUUGGAUCUGGGUUUGUUGGACACCAACAGACACACAACUCCUCUUUCAAUGAUACACCCUUUGAACCAACAGGCAGUGACAACUUUUCAGAUCAAAUUCAGCCACGUGACAUGGGCAGAGACAUCGCCAAAGAGUAUGGUAUAAACAUCAGUCAACCGAAAUAUCAACAGUUUGCAAUCAAAGAUGUUCGUCUCAAAACUUUUCAGAGCUGGCCGAUGAGCUGCAGUCAAAGACCUGAAGAUCUAGCAGAGGCCGGAUUCUUUUAUUCGGGAAAUUCGGACGCCGUGUUCUGUUUUUAUUGUGGACAAGGUCUCAAAGACUGGGAGGACGAGGACACACCCUGGGGUGAGCAUGCGCGCUGGUCCUCCGAAUGCCCUUAUCUCCUCAAUACAAAGGGAAGAGACUUCAUUCGAUUAGAGCUGCUACGUGAUACUGAUCCCGUUCAGUAUAUUGCCGAGAAAACGCAAGCUAUACAAGUGACGGAAAAUCGGCCAGCUGUCAAGAGUUCUGAGAAUGAUACUUGGAAUAAUCCUGCAGUAGAAAGUUUACUUCAGAAUGGAUACGGGAAGGAAAUGGUUCAUAAAGCCAUCUUAUGGUUUCGUAAGGAGAAAGGGGAAAAUGCGCCUUUAUCGGCAGCAGAACUUCUCAACAUAAUUUUUGACUUUGAGGAGGGGACUGUCGUUUUCGAUGAUGUUGAAAAGAAAGAAGCUGAGCUUCAGAGGGAUUUGAUUCGAAAAGAGAACGAGGAGUUGCGGAAGUCAACCUAUUGCCGGAAGUGUUCCACACGUCUCGUUUCCGUGGUGUUUCUGCCCUGUGGACAUCUCUGCACAUGCACCGACUGUGCACCAUCAGUCAAGAAUUGUUUGAUGUGUAACGUUUUUAUAAAAGGCACCAUACGCACCUACCUGGUGUAAUAAAAUUUAUUUAGCAGGGAUUCGAAAUGAUAAAUAGUAAUAAUUUAGGACCUGAGGAUUCCAUUUGAUAAAAUUACAUGUAAUAACCCAAGUUUGUUCAAGUACUGUACCAACAUCUGGAUUUCUCUUGUAAUAUUGAGAUAAAACAAAUUCCUGUGACAAAUACUUGUACAUGUGUAUCAACUUUUAUUAUACUCAGCUGUAUACGUAAAAAUUAACAGAUGGUGGAGACCAUACACAUAAAUAAAAGGUUUUAUUUGUCUCUGAAGUGACGGAGGAAAUGGAAUUCAUGUUUUGACAGCUACAUGUAAUUUUACUUUUUUAAGGAUUGUUACCGUAACAUAUAUUGUUACAGGAAAGGGAUUUCUUUAUGUCAGACGCAUGUAUCAAAUGUAUAUGUUUAAUUUUACUUCAAAGGAUGUCCAAGUGUGUGGGUAGGGUUUUUUAACACUUCAACUGCAUAAAAGGAGUUGCUUGCUUUACUUUUAAAAUGUACUAAUUUCACUUUAAAUGGUUAAAACUAGAGAAUUCAGAUAUUUAGAGGGUUUGCUACUUUGUGUGUUUCAUCGUUAAAAGUUAUCUGAUUAGUUUUACAACAUUAAUUUUGUACUAUUCUCUUUAAGCAUAUUCUACAAUAAUUUUUGUUGAAUUUUUUCAGUUAUCGGUUAUAUUCUCACACAAUACAGUUAAAUAUAAAUGUUUUUAAAAAUGUAGGUACUUUAAUAUAAUCACUUUUUACUGUGAUAUUAAUAUCUUUGUACUUUUUGUCAAGAUUCUUUAUGUACAUAAAGCCAAAUCAAUUUCCCUUCAGACAGAAGUUUUUUUACUCUACUUUGAGUUGUUUUAAUUAAAUUCUAUGCUUACA